GUUCGUCUGAUUUCGCUCCCAAACCCCUCGUGUUUGACAAAAAUCGAAAUGUCCACCUUAGGCAGUUGUGAGACCCCCGGUUGUGAAAACAGCGCGAAAUUGCAGUGCCCCACAUGUCUCAAGCUGGGCAUUCAGGGGUCGUUCUUCUGCUCGCAGGAGUGCUUCAAAUCCAACUGGAAGAACCACAAAAUCAUCCAUUCGUUAGCCAAGGGGGAGAACCCUGACGGCACGAAGGAAACCGCCUACAACCCCUGGCCGUACUACACCUUCACCGGCAAGCUGCGCCCCUUCCCGCAGAGCCCCAAGCGCGCGGUGCCCGCGUCCAUCGCCCGGCCCGACUACGCCGAGCACCCGGCGGGGCUGCCGUUGAGCGAGCAGGCCGUCAAGGGCUCCGGCCAGAUAAAAAUCCUCGACGAUGAGGAGGUCGAGGGAAUGCGCGUCGCGUGCAAGCUGGGCCGGGAGGUGCUGGACGAGGCGGCGCGGGUCUGUGACGUGGGGGUCACCACCGACGAGAUCGACCGCGUGGUGCACGAGGCGUGUCUCGAGCGCGAUUGCUAUCCCUCGCCGUUGAAUUACUACGAGUUUCCGGCCUCGUGCUGCACGAGCGUUAACGAGGUGAUUUGCCACGGGAUUCCCGACAUGAGGCCGCUCAAAGACGGCGAUUUGUGCAAUGUGGACAUCACGGUCUACCACAGGGGCUUCCAUGGGGAUUUGAACGAAACCUUCUUCGUGGGGAACGUCAGCGAGAAGCAUAAGAAUUUAGUCAAAGUCACACACGAGUGCCUUAUGAAAGCUAUCGCGAUUGUUAAGCCGGGGGAGAAGUACCGGGAGAUUGGGAAUGUUAUACAGAAACAUGCGCAGGCGCAUGGGUAUUCCGUGGUGCGGAGCUACUGCGGGCAUGGGAUUCACCGGCUGUUCCACACUGCGCCCAAUGUGCCCCAUUAUGCAAAAAACCGGGCCGUGGGGGUCAUGAAGCCGGGCCAUUGCUUCACCAUCGAGCCCAUGAUCUCCAUGGGCACGUGGCGGGACGAAAUGUGGCCCGACAAGUGGACUGCGGUCACAGCAGAUGGGCAAUGGUCGGCCCAAUUCGAGCACACGCUACUUGUCAAUGAAACAGGCUGUGAAAUACUCACGAGACGGCGGAAUUCCGACGGCUCGCCGCAUUUUAUGGACAAAAUGUAAAACGCAUACAUACGUAACUACAAUUUCUUGGAAAUAAAUAUUUAUGGCCGCU
This is a messenger RNA of Tribolium castaneum (red flour beetle), 1234 nucleotides long. RefSeq lists its product as uncharacterized. The record is from RefSeq and is a predicted model, not a curated record. Bases 49 to 1182 code for a protein of 377 amino acids. Gene Ontology annotation, cellular component: cytosol. The transcript is spliced from 3 exons. Gene Ontology annotation, biological process: proteolysis. Lineage: Eukaryota; Metazoa; Arthropoda; Insecta; Coleoptera; Tenebrionidae. Gene Ontology annotation, molecular function: metalloaminopeptidase activity.